Armigeres subalbatus is the source of this 3625-nucleotide messenger RNA. RefSeq names its product G protein alpha i subunit (gene Galphai). NCBI's taxonomy places the organism in Eukaryota, Metazoa, Arthropoda, Insecta, Diptera, Culicidae. The record is from RefSeq and is a predicted model, not a curated record. Gene Ontology annotation, biological process: adenylate cyclase-modulating G protein-coupled receptor signaling pathway. Gene Ontology annotation, cellular component: heterotrimeric G-protein complex. The transcript is spliced from 6 exons. Gene Ontology annotation, molecular function: G-protein beta/gamma-subunit complex binding; GTPase activity; GTP binding. Bases 557 to 1618 code for a protein of 353 amino acids.
AUACAGAGUCAGUAGCGAAAAGCGAGUCCCGCGAGAGAGAAGCGAAAUCAGCAGUCGCUGUUGGUUGAUGUCGUUGUCGUCAAAUUCUGUGCGUAUCGUUCUCCUGUGCUUCUUCUUCUCCGCCGCGCAAUCAUCAGUGUCGUUCCCCGGGAGUGUUUUGGGCUUGGUUCCCAGCCUUUUUAGUAUUAUUUUCUUUAGUUUACUCCGUCCGGAAGUGAGAGUGCUGGGGUCAGUGCUUUUGGGAAAAACGGUGCAAACGUAACAGUGUUCAACAAGUGUGUUCCACGGAGUGUGCCAAGUAGCGGAGAGAACCUCCCGAAGUGCUAGGUCUCCGUUGAAGCCUACUGCUUGGGGCACCUACAACAACUGCCACCAACACCACCACCGCGCGACCAGGAAUCGAAGCAAAAAGCGAGUGAAAUUUCCAGUCAGUGCAAGCCGUGGUGUGGUAGUGAAUCGAAGAAGUGAGUGAGUGUGGCGGCGAAGAAGACCAGCAGCCAGCACCACCAAGAGGUGCCAGAAGCCGAACAAGUGGUGAAAGAAGAGUGUAGCAAAAAUGGGUUGUGCAGUGAGUAGAGAUAAGGAAGCCAUCGAACGGUCGAAAAACAUUGACCGAGCCCUUCGAGCCGAUGGAGAGCGAGCUGCCAGCGAAGUGAAGCUGCUUCUACUAGGUGCGGGCGAAUCCGGCAAAUCGACCAUCGUCAAACAGAUGAAAAUCAUCCACGAGACGGGCUACUCACAGGAAGAAUGCGAACAGUACCGGCCGGUAGUUUACAGCAACACGAUCCAGAGCCUGAUGGCGAUCAUCCGGGCGAUGGGCCAGCUCAGGAUCGACUUUGCCGAUCCGAGCAAAACAGACAUUGCCCGCCAAUUCUUCACAUACGCGUCCGCCACCGAGGAGGGCGAACUGACGCCGGAGCUGGUGUCGCUCAUGAAGAAACUGUGGACCGAUCCGGGCGUGCAGCAGUGCUUCUCCCGGUCCCGCGAAUACCAGCUGAACGAUUCCGCCGCGUACUACCUGAACUCGCUGGAUCGGAUCUCGCAGCCGAGCUACAUCCCCACGCAGCAGGACGUCCUCCGGACGCGGGUCAAAACGACCGGCAUAGUCGAGACGCACUUUAGCUUUAAGGGAAUACACUUCAAAAUGUUUGACGUGGGUGGUCAACGGUCAGAGCGGAAGAAAUGGAUACACUGCUUCGAAGGUGUAACGGCGAUCAUCUUCUGCGUGGCGCUUUCCGGGUACGAUCUGGUGCUGGCGGAGGACGAGGAAAUGAACCGGAUGAUCGAGUCGAUGAAGCUGUUCGAUUCGAUAUGCAACUCAAAGUGGUUCGUCGACACGUCCAUCAUACUGUUCCUGAACAAGAAGGAUCUGUUCGAGGAGAAAAUAACCCGGUCGCCGCUCGUCAUCUGCUUCCCAGAGUACACCGGUUCCAACACGUACGAGGAGGCGUCCAGCUACAUCCGGAUGAAGUUCGAGAACCUCAACAAGCGGAAAGACCAGAAGGAGAUCUACACCCACCUGACGUGCGCCACCGACACCAGCAAUAUCCAGUUCGUGUUCGAUGCCGUCUCGGACGUGAUCAUCAAGAACAACCUCAAAGACUGCGGGCUGUUCUAAGAUCGAAGAUGAUAAUUCGGAGGAUGAUCGAAAGUGAUGUCCGCUCUAUGUUUCAAUUUUGCGUUCGUCCCACAGAACAUCGGACAUUCGAGCCCCAAAUUUUGGGAGCUGAACGUGUGUUGUAGUUUGUAGCUGGUUGGAAACGAUUGUGACGAAAAGUUUUUACCGAGCGAUGAGUAAAAUCAAAUACAGGCCUUGUGGCGAUCGUGAACCUAAACGCGCUUAUGUUAAUAAAUAAUUUUACAGUUAUGGAUCUUAAUUUAACAGCAAUCUAUGAACGAACGGUAAGAAAAGAACUUACAAUUUUGGAAGUGCACAGAAAGCUGCGCAAAACGCAGACAAGAGGUUGUAGAUCGUUCUGGGCGAGAAAGAAACGCAGUAAAUAUAUAUAUUUUUAUAUUUAAAUAGUGAAAUAUAUGGAAAUCGCUGUGCGUUGUUCAAGUAAAUGGGGGAAAAACCCCCAAAUUGUGUCCGCCUUGUUAAUGCAGUAGAUAUAAACACAUGUGAAUGUAAUUGUUGAAAGCUACAUCAGAACAAAUGAACGGUUCUUCUUUCCAAUUGAUGCAGAGCAGCAUUAGGAAUUACUAAGUGAGAAUAAGAAAUUAUUUAUACCUUACUGUUAGGUGUUAUCUAAGAAAUCGUAAGCACUAAGAGCAAGAGACGAAUUUAGGAAUGUAUAUGGGAUUAGGGCUUUCGCCAUAUAAGCUUUCAUAUUCGAUUGCCUCCCCUCCAGUUUGGGCGAAAGGUUGCGAAGUUUGAACUACUUUCGAAUGAAACAAAUCAUAUCCACUGUGCGUAGCUAUUUAUUGUUUUACUAGACUUUAGAAACUUCCUAAAAGAAACUCUCUCCUCUUGGCAUUACCGAGCUAAACAUUCUAUUUCAGAUAAAAAUUUCUCAUUCCAGUAUAAGCAUUUCGACUAACACUUUUGUGCUAGAACUUCGUGAGAACUAAGCAGUAAAGCUUCGUAGAAACUAACAAUCAAACAUUUCUUCAAAGAACAAAACCAUCGCGAAUUUACAGGCAAUGAAUCCUCUCUCUAAGACUGAAUAUCUUCCUCAACCAAGAAGCAAAUGUUCCGUUAUCGAUAUUUUUGCUGCUUACAGCAGAAUUACUUUUUUUUGGUGAUAGUUAUCAAAAAAUAAUUAAGGACGACAUUACAAAGCAGGCAAUAUUCGAAAAGAACAAAAAAGAAGCUAAAUAAGAUCCUGGAAGGCAAAGUCAAACGGAACAGAAUGCGCUAAUAAGCAGUUAAUAUCCUUAAACCAUGUCAUAGAAAACGCUGUUUACUGAAACCAAUGUCAAAAUUGUCCUCUAUAAAUGUAUAUCUAAUAACAUGAAGCUCCUAGAUUCAGCAAAUGUAAACGAAAGAAAGCAAAAAUAUCCACUGGAAAUGAAAAUGAUAAAUUAUUUUGUACUAACUUUUCGUACCUACCACGUAUACAUAUAUUUUUUUAAUAUUUUUAGAAAUCAAUUAAUAAAACCGUAACUUUUAAACUUCUCUCCUAGCCUGAAUUAUGAAGGAAACUUUAAGCACAACUAUAAAACGAACAAAGAGAACAAUGUCCACCUGACUAACUUUAGGGUAAUUAUUUACCUGGCACAACCAUUCAAACUUAAAAUAACCGUUCAAAAAAAUACUGAUGAUCAUAAGCUAAACUAAUCGUUGGCUACAAAAGAAAACUGCAGAAAACAAGAUCGUAGAACUAUGUGUAUUUUUCUAAAUGUUUUUCGCUUAAACGUAUCAGAAUACAGACAAUGGAUCCAAAUCCGAUAGACAGCAACGAAAAACUUAAACUAAACGAAACUAAAUAAACUCUAUGUAAAUGUCAAGCACGCACGAGCAUAUUUUUUGAUGCAGGUUUUAUUUACCCCCCUUCCCAGACUGUGGAAUUCAUUGUGUUUUCCUUACAUUAUACUGAUGAUAAUAAUACUGCACUACUAAUGGAAUACAGGCAGGAAACAAUGUUUUGAUAAUAAAUAUAUAUACUUGGAAAGUAAGACUAAA